AUGGAGAUGAGACAGUUAGGGCCAGAGAUUCAAGGGGGAGUUGAAGGUGUCAACUAUGUGCACCAAGGAGGGAAUAACAUGAACUUCAACAACUAUCGCCCCAACCAAGGGGGUGGUAACUAUAACCACUAUGGUAACAAGGUGCAUCCUAAUCUCUCCUAUGGGAAUCCUAACAAUACUUUGCAACCACCAUCGGGAUUCACAGUAGCUAAUGGAAUGGUCGAUGAGCAGAAGCAACCUACUACAGAAGAUAUCUUGGCAGCAUUCAUGAUUCAGACUACCAAGUACAUGGAGAAAACUGACAAGUACAUGGAGAUUACUAAUCAAAGGCUAGGAAAAGUUAAGAAUGACGUGCAAAGCUUGAACGUGCACAUGAAGAGCAUUGACAAUCAGAUAAGUCAGAUCUCUCAAGCUGUGGGAAUCCAACAUCAACCAGGCAAAUUCCCAGCACAGACCAUAAACAAUCCCAAGGACUGCAAGGCCAUACACUUGAGAGGUGGUAAUAGCUAUGAAGGACCUUCCAUGUCUGUAGAGGAAGAGAAGAGUAUUCUAGAGGAAGAUGUCAGAGUAGAAGAAAAUUCCAAGGGAAAGAAUAAGGUGGACAUUCAGACCAAGAAAGACACAGUGCCAGAAAAGCUGCCCCCUCCCUCCAUUCCUACGACAGUUAGGGUGCCCUUCCCAUUUGAGGUGAAGAAGAAGAAGUUGGAUGAGCAAUUCUCCAAAUUUCUCGAUAUUUUUAGGAAGGUGCACAUUAAUAUACCAUUGGUGGAAGCUCUGCAAGAGAUGCCUACAUAUGCAAAGUUCCCAAAAGAUGUGCUCUUCAAGAAGAAGAAAUGGUUUGACUAUGAGACGGUGAACAUAUCUGAAAACUGUAGUGCGAUAAUUCAGAAAAAGCUACCGGCCAAGCUUAAAGAUCCUGAGAAUUUCAAUAUCUCAUGCAUGAAGAUUGACACUCUCAAGCCGACUACAAUCACACUGCAGAUGACAGAUAGAUCAGUCACCUAUCCUAAAGGAAUUGUUGAGGAUGUUCUGGUGAAGAUACACGACUUCAUAUUUCCCAUCGAUUUUGUAGUGUUGGAUAUGGAGGAAGACAUGAAUGUACCGCUUAUCCUGGGGCGCCCAGUCUUAGCAACGGGAAACGCAUAG
Molecule: messenger RNA, 1146 nt
Organism: Salvia splendens (bonfire salvia)
Lineage: Eukaryota; Viridiplantae; Streptophyta; Magnoliopsida; Lamiales; Lamiaceae
Exons: 2
Coding region: 1-1146 (381 amino acids)
Source: RefSeq, a predicted model, not a curated record